GCAUCUGGUGGCAAGCCUUCUGUGUAUUGGGAUGAUGGGCGUUCUGUUUCCUCUUCCAGAGGUCUUAGCGACAAAACUCCACCAAUUGUCAGACCAGAGCAGGGAGGCAUUUCUUCAGAGAAAGUGCAGGAUAGCAAUGCUACAGAACAUUCUAACCAUGGUGCAGAUAUAUGCCCUUUUGACAUCUGCACGAGAGAUAGCACAGGCCCUGUUAAGCUAAAUCUUUCUCUACUUCAAGUCAAUAGAGAAAAAAGAAGGGAACGUGAACUCACCAGGAAUGUCCCUCAGCACAGGUAUUUAAGACCUGGGAUGAUCCUAUUAAAGAACUUUAUUAGUCAUCAAAAUCAGGUCCAAAUUAUUAAAAUAUGCCGAGAACUUGGUCUUGGAUUAGGAGGAUUCUACAGACCAGGGUACCGGGAUGGUGCAAAGUUACAUUUGCAGAUGAUGUGCCUGGGCAAGAAUUGGGAUCCAGAGUCAAGGUUAUAUGGAGAUAAACGCCCAUUUGAUGGUGCUGUACCACCCAAAAUUCCUGAAGAAUUUAAAAAGUUGGUUGAAGGUGCUAUUCAAGCAUGUCAUGACUUUUUAAGGCAAAACAGUAAAAGUAAUAAAAGUGUCGAAGAUGAACUUCCAGGGAUGUCACCUGAUAUCUGCCUGGUCAACUUUUAUAGUACCAGUGGAAGGCUUGGCCUUCACCAGGACAGAGAUGAGAGUAAAGACAGUCUUCAUAAAGGGUUACCUGUUGUUUCCUUCUCUUUGGGCGAUUCUGCUGAAUUCCUGUAUGGAGCUGAGAGAGAUGUGGAUAGGGCUGAAAAGGUUGUGCUUGAAUCUGGCGAUGUUUUAUUAUUUGGUGGCAAGUCCAGGCUUAUAUUUCAUGGAGUCCCGUGUGUUCAGGUGAACACAGCACCUAAGCUUCUGAUUGAGGAGACCAAGCUCAAGCCUGGACGACUCAAUCUCACAUUCAGGCAAUAUUGACAUGCAUGUUUCCUCUGGAAUCUAUAGCUGACAUAGAUAGUUUCCUCAUCUGUUUUUCAAAACGUGAUAUGAUUCUGCUUGCAUCAUGUCCUGUAUAUAUUUAGAUUAAAAUCAACUAAACUAGAUGUUUUCAUAUUACUUGAGUUCAGUCGAAAUUUAUUCUUCUGUACUUA
This is a messenger RNA of Elaeis guineensis (African oil palm), 1145 nucleotides long. The record is from RefSeq and is a predicted model, not a curated record. Lineage: Eukaryota; Viridiplantae; Streptophyta; Magnoliopsida; Arecales; Arecaceae.